AAUCCAUUUUCAUCGUGAUUUUCAUCAAGUUUGAUUUUUUAUCGCAUGCAUUUUCAUGUUAAUUACAGAACGCGAGAUAGUUAAAUUUUAUUUUAAAAUUGUCAUAGUUCAUUUAAAAAUACCAUGACAAAUUCAACUGAAGAGUUGAUGUGCAUGUUGGAAGAAAAAAUAAAGUUCGGUGAUGAUCUCAUGGUGCAACUGGAAUCGGUACAAAACAUUGAUGGUGUGAUGAAAUUACAAAGAAAGAUUCGGCAAGAAAUUAUAUUUCUGAAAAGGUUACUGAAGUCCAAGAAAGUAAAGAUUGAACAGCUGUCUUGUUCAAAUCUAAGGCACUUGGGUGCAAUGGUGGAUUGUGCACUGAGGCCAGGAGUGGUGGCUGUUUGCAAAGUUUUCCACAUUGAUGAUGAAAGUAAGCUGUUAAUCGACAUAAUCAGUGAUGAAGGAAAAACCUGGACCAAAGUUAUUGCCCGGAACCCCAAGUCCCUUACUGCCCUGAGUACUGGCAAGGCUUCUUAUGGUGCCCGCUCUAUAUUAGAUCAAGCUGAAGAUUAUUUACUAUGUGCCAGCUUGUAUCCUUGCAUGUAUAAGCCACCAAAGGUGAUAUUUGAAUUUACUAGUGGAAUUGAAGAAAGCUUGGCCAACAAACUUAAGACAGCAGGAGUCCUUGUGAAAGGUGAUAUUCUGCCAGAUUCUCAUGAUUAUGAUGAAGAUGAUGACAAUUCAUGGAGUUCAGAUCAAAGUGAUGAUGAUGAGUCAAAUUAUAGAGAACUACCAAGAGAAAACAACACAGUGGAAACCAUGUCACAGAGCAUCCAUGAUCAUUCAGAAAUAGACACACUAAACCUAGAUGUUACUGCAAUGAUGGCAUAUGUGAGUAAUAUGACGAAUGGGCACUGUAAUUAUGUUUUCAAACAAGAAGUUUUAACACAGCAAUCUGCUUGGGAGGCAGAGAGACCUGUAAAGCCUGUACUGGAAAGAUUAUUUGAAGGUAAAACCUUAGUCUGCUGCAAAACAGCUUGGGAUGAUUUUGAGAAAAUAAUUAAUAAUUUAGGAGGUGAUAUGGAAAAGAAGAGAACAGCAGAACUGAAAGAAAUGGUCAAAGUUUUUCCAGAUGAUUAUGGAGGUUCAGAUGACUACCCCAGGCAAAAUCUCAAAGUUAGAGGUCAUGUCCGGUUAAGAUCGAAAAUUAUUUUUAAUUUUGGACAUAGAAUUAAAGCCCUAACUGUAUCUGCAAAUGAAGGAUUUGUAAGAGCUGCACUUCAGCAGGGUGUAACAUAUGCCUCGUUUAUUCACGAGUCACGAGCUCUUACGGAAGGAAAGGAAAAAACUGCCGCCCAGAUUUUAUUAUAGAAGAUAUACUUAUAAAUCUAAUAAACAGCAUUUUAAUUCAUUAA
Molecule: messenger RNA, 1394 nt
Organism: Ostrinia nubilalis (European corn borer)
Lineage: Eukaryota; Metazoa; Arthropoda; Insecta; Lepidoptera; Crambidae
Product: UPF0415 protein C7orf25 homolog
Exons: 8
Coding region: 124-1350 (408 amino acids)
Source: RefSeq, a predicted model, not a curated record